Messenger RNA from Centruroides sculpturatus (bark scorpion), 3317 nucleotides. Its product is annotated as metabotropic glutamate receptor 1-like. The transcript is spliced from 7 exons. Gene Ontology annotation, molecular function: G protein-coupled receptor activity involved in regulation of postsynaptic membrane potential; adenylate cyclase inhibiting G protein-coupled glutamate receptor activity. Gene Ontology annotation, cellular component: postsynaptic density membrane. Gene Ontology annotation, biological process: regulation of synaptic transmission, glutamatergic; G protein-coupled glutamate receptor signaling pathway. NCBI's taxonomy places the organism in Eukaryota, Metazoa, Arthropoda, Arachnida, Scorpiones, Buthidae. The record is from RefSeq and is a predicted model, not a curated record. The coding region runs from base 16 to 3045 and encodes 1009 amino acids.
UUAAUAAAAUUUUUAAUGAAGUUAUUUCGUUAUAUUACAGGAAGUUAUGGCGUAAGUGGAAUAGAGGUAUUCAUUAAACUUGCUCAGGAUGCUGGAAUCUGCAUUGCAACAACGGAUUCUGUUCUCAGUAAUGCCGAAGACAAAGCUUUUGAUGCGAUUAUACGGAAUUUGCAAAAAUAUCCAAAUGCUCACGUUGUGAUAUGCUUUUGUGAAGGGAUGACUGUCAAAGGUAUUUUGCGUGCAGCCAAACGGCUAAAUGCAAGUGGACAAUUUCUAUUUAUUGGAAGUGAUGGUUGGUCAGACAGAGGAGAUGUUGUGGCAAACAUUGAAGAAGUAGCUGUUGGAGGUAUAUCUGUAAGGAUAUAUUCACCUUAUGUGAGUGAGUUUGAUUCGUACUAUUUCAAUUUGACACCGUACAAUAACAAUCGAAAUCCUUGGUUUAAAGAAUUUUGGGAACAUCGUUUCAACUGUUCAUUGCCAGAUAGAAAGCACAAAUCAAAAUAUAAUCGAACAUGUACAGGAAGUGAAUCUUUGUCAGAAAAAUAUAAACAAGAUACGAAGAUGGCUUUUGUAAAGAAAGCAAUUUACACAAUGGCAUUUGGUCUUCAUAACAUGCAAAGGGGACUUUGCCCAAAUAAAACUGGGCUAUGUUCUGCUAUGAUGCCAGUAAAUGGUUCUGUUUUGCUUCAGUAUUUAAUGAAUGUUAGCUUUACCUGGGGGAACGAAACUGUCAGAUUUGAUGCUAACGGAGAUCCUCCAGGAAGAUACGAUAUAAUGAAUUUUCAAAAAUUAAAAGAUGGUUCUUAUGAUUACAUUCUCGUUGGUACUUGGAAUAGUGGAAAUUUAACAAUUCAUCGUAAAAUUCAAUGGAUAACUCAGUCGAAAGACGGGGGUCCACCUGAAUCUGUUUGCAGUAAACCGUGUCCCCGAGGACAAGCAAAAAGUAUUCAGUCGGAAAGUGUAAAGUGCUGUUGGGUUUGUGUACAAUGCAGAGAAAAUGAAUAUUUAAAAGACGAAUUUACAUGCGCAUCCUGUCCUUUAGGAUGGUGGCCAAAUGAAAAUUUGACUAAUUGCAAUGAAAUUUCUGUUGAAUAUAUUCACUGGACCGAUACUACGGCAGUUGUAGCCAUGUCAAUAGCAUGUCUUGGAUUCAUAGCCACAGUAUUUGUUAUGGCCGUAUUUAUUCGUUAUAACAGUACUCCGGUUGUGAAGUCUUCAACUCGAGAACUCUGUUAUGUCAUCAUGGUAGGAAUGUUUCUCUGUCACGGAACUACUUUUCCUCUCUUAGCUCGUCCUACUCAAGUUUCUUGCUAUCUCUCCAGAGUACUUCCUGGUUUCAGUUUCGCUAUGAUGUAUGCUGCUUUAGUAACGAAGACUUGGAGAACAGUUAGAAUCCUAGCAGGAAGCAAGAAAAAAAUUAUUACUCGGAAACCACGUUUCAUGAGUUCAAUGGCGCAAGUUGUUAUUACUUGGCUGUUAAUAUUUGUGGAAGUUAGUAUAAUAACAGCCAUGCUAAUUUUGGAACCUGCCGAUUCUAUGCUUGCAUAUCCUUCUUUAGAUAGAGUAAGACUCAUAUGCAAUACCACAACUUUGGGAGUUAUAGCACCGUUAGGAUUCGAUUUCUUUCUUAUUGCCAUGUGUACUGUUUAUGCUAUAAAAACCCGUAAUGUACCAGAAAACUUUAACGAAGCCAAAUUCAUUGGUUUUACUAUGUAUACCACUCUAGUCAUCUGGUUAGCGUUCAUACCAAUAUAUUUUGGUAGCACUUCCAAAGUCAUCACCAUGUGUUUAAGUGUCAGUUUCAGUGCUAUAGUGGCACUUGUCCUAUUGUUUUGUCCUAAAGUUUAUAUAAUUUUAUUCAGACCAGAAAAGAAUAAUAGGAGUGCUUUUACAACAGCCAAAGAUGUCAGAUGCCACAUUGGAUAUGUCAACACUGGAGUUUCGCGAAAUUCAUCGCAUUCUACGUCAGAAUUCAGUGUGGAGUCACCCAGGUAUAUGAACCAUUCUCUAACUGUACAAGCUAAAGUAUCAAAAGGAUCGAAUAGCCUGAAUUUAUUUCAUAGAUUUCGUAUUAGAAAAAGAGAUAAAUUAGCUGCAAACAUCGCUCAAAGAAUUCGAGCAAUACGUGAAGCUGAAGCUAUGGAUCGACGUUGCAACAUUAGAAGAAUCGAAUCGUCACCAUUUCCACCUGGAAUAGGAAAAUUGCCCGCUGUCCGUAGCACAUCGAGUGGUGAUGACACAUCAGCAGAUGGGCAAGAUAAGAAAAGAUUAGUGGGCAUUCUUAGACAGGCUUAUGGCACGACAGACGAACCAGAGUCAUUCCAGUCGAAUAUUCGUAAUGGAAAAUCAGAGAAAAGCAUCCAGACAUCGGACGAUUUAUUAGAAUCUCUUUUAUCAUUGUUAAAACAGCGAUUUGUUCGAUCGGAUACUUUAAUGUCUAUGCUGUCUCCAGAAGAUGACGUUUCUAAAGACGCUAACUACACAGAUUGGAGAGAGCAACUAAAUAACGCUGAAAAAUGCCACAUUUCGGUGAUAUAUCCAUUUAACGAAUUUUAUCCGCAAGAUCGGACUCGCAUUCCUCUGAAUCAAUCGAAUGGAGUGUGUAGGAAAAAUGCAAAUGAUCGUUCUAAUAGUGCGGAUGGUUUAUAUUCAGAGAUUGAAUCUGUGGACACUAAAGAACAAGUAUUAAGUUCCAUGUCUAGAAGUGAAGACAGUGUAGCAGAAGCGAGAUCAUCCGUGAUGGAAGAGAGUGCAAGUAGUGGAAGCGAAGAUAGUUGUGGAAGCGCAGUCUAUAAGACCAUCAUCAUUAAUCUAGGUGCUCCAGGCCUUUCCAUUUCUCAAGAUUGUGUUAGUGGAAAAAGGAAUUCUAGCAGUUUACACUGUCUUCAUACAACUGAUAGACUACAGCACAGACCAGCAGGACAUAGUUCUUCAGUGGAUAUCGAUGGCAGAAUAUCUGAAGAUGUCCAUUCUUCGAUUAGAUGGCGUCAUUCUUCCAGAGAAGGCAUGACAACUCGGAGUCAUGAGGAUAAUUUAAAUGGUUGAACUGUAUUAAAAAUAUUUGUAUACAUCAAAUACGACCGGAAGCAAUUUUUGAUGGCUAGUCUUCCAUAUAAUUGUAAGAGAUAUGGAACUGAAUGAUUUUUUGCAUUCAUUUUUCAUAAUUUUGAAAAUAAUUAAAAAGUAAAAUAUGAUUAAUGGGUUCAAAAAGAAAGGAUUUGACAUGUAUUAUGACGACAAUAGAUUGUUUAUAGAUUGUAAUUUGUACUGUUUUUAAUGAAAACAGAAUAUCAAGAUUACUUUUUUAGUUUAGGAGA